AUGGGAACCGGGGAUGCCUCCUCGACAAAGCCUCCUGUGGUUCUUUUCGGCUAUGACUCGUCUCCAUUCACCACCAAGGUCAAGUUGGCUCUCCGGUUGAAACAGAUACCAUACACUCAUAUUGUUGUGCCUUCGAUGAUGCCACGCCCAAUCCUGAAGGAUAAUUUCAAUGUGACUUAUAGAAAGAUUCCAGUUCUGUGCAUUGGACGAGAGAUCUACAUCGACACAUCUCUCAUUCUGGAAGUCCUCGAAAGUCGAUUCCCUUCUACAGAGGGCUAUGGAACACUGUACCCGUCCUCUUCGGCCUCCUUCCGACCGCUGGCACGCGGCUUUGCCUCAUACUGGAUCGACCGCCCCUUCUUCCGCGUGACCACGGGCCUUAUACCCGCGAGUGUCUGGCGUACGCAUUUCGGAGUCGACCGGGCAAACCUGAUCGGGCACAAACUCGACGCGGCGAAAUUGGAGAGGAAAGUCCCUCUGAAUCUCAGCGGUAUGGACCUGCACUUGAGUUUGUUGGAGCCGCUAUUUUCUGGAGGACAGGCCCAACCAUGGAUCCUCGGAGCCGAUGGGCCGAGCGUCGCGGACCUCGCGUUGUGGUAUCAGCUCGAUUGGGGGGAGAAGAUCAGCCGCGGAGAAGGGAUCGGCAAUCUGACGGGUGGGGGCACGCAGGAUGGCGACGGUGAGGGACUGGGCGCCGUGUUCAACAAAGACCGGUAUCCUGGAGUCUUCACUUGGUUCGGGCGCUUCAAAGCAUAUGUUGAUCGGCUGCCGAUCGUGGAGACAAAGAUCGAAAAGGACGAGCUUCAAAGAGUCGCAAGAGUGAUGCAGCAAUUGAAGCAGACGCCACUGUUGAGGGAGACCCCGCUGCUGCCAACCCCAGCUGGCCCACAAUACGACCUCGAUAGACGCAAUGGUCUUGCUGCAGGAACGCAAGUGGCCAUCGCUCCUGAUGAUACAGGUAGAGACAGUCCCACGGUAGGGACGCUGGUGGCUCUCACGCCGGAAGAGGUCGUCAUCACACCUCUAAAGUCGAGUGACGGCACCGGUCCGGCUGUUGGAGAUGUGAGGAUUCACUUUCCCCGAAUCGGGUUUGUGAUACGGCCUGUCGUGCAGUCAAAGCUCUGA
Fonsecaea erecta is the source of this 1125-nucleotide messenger RNA. RefSeq lists its product as hypothetical. The transcript has 4 exons. Bases 1 to 1125 code for a protein of 374 amino acids. Lineage: Eukaryota; Fungi; Ascomycota; Eurotiomycetes; Chaetothyriales; Herpotrichiellaceae. The record is from RefSeq and is a predicted model, not a curated record.